AUGUCUAUCAUUAACUCGGAAACGGAAGACCCACUGCAUUAUCAAACGCCGACAACUGAUACACAGGAAGAAAUCGGAUACACACCAACAAACACUGUGUUCGUGCAUUCAACAGAAAGCACCCAAGGGAAUGACACGCCCACAGAGAAUUUUGAGCCGACUGAAGCCGAACAAAUACCUGGCAUUUUGGACAUUCAGUAUACCCACACAGCCUCUGCCAGUAAUUCAAUGGAUUACACGAAAGAUAGCCCUCCGAUCUUAGACAGUGAUAGAGGUGAAGAAAAGAAAAGUACUUUUAACCGUGAAAACGCAACUGACAAAGAGGAGGGGCCACAAAUGAGUGCAGACCCUGCCAAGCACAUGUCUCAAGAAUUUUUCGACGCUGAUGGAAGUAAAAAAGAGGAUGCAGAACAUAGUAUAGCCGCUUCUGAAAGGCAAGUGACUGUUUCUGCGCAACAACUUCAAAUUGAAACAAACAAUGUCGUGGAACCAGGGGGCAUACCCGAGAACAAGCGUCCUACUACCCCCAGCCUCGAUGACAGAGAAGGUAGUGAAAAGUUACAAGGUAAACAACCGGACACAGUCUCUGAACCCUUUGGAGGUGCGAUGCGUCCAGAAAAUUCUCCAGCAGGUCUACCCUACCAGCCGGUAGUGCCUCUCAGCAUGCAAGGUCCAGUUGUUCAGCCUCCAGCGCCCCAUCCAUGGCCGUUAGUUAGAAAACCACCCCCACAGGCUCCGAAUUUGCAAGGGAAACCCAUGGCCACGGAUAUAAGUGGAAGGAUGCCUGGGUUUCAAACCCAGCAGUUUAAUGGGUUACAGAUGAGUCCGGUCCAGGCGCCAACUGUACGGUUUCCCCAGCCGAGCUGGAAUAUUGACCAACAGGAAAAUAUAAUAGACCAAAUGGCCAAUUCAACAUCUGCGAACGGGCAAAAUUAUGAUGCAUUUAAUUUGGGUACAGCGCCAGGCCGUGUGUCAGCUUCCGCUGGUAGCCAGGCACCGCAACCAUGGGCAACGCCGGAGGCAUUGGGAAGAGUUGAGUUGGUAAACCCACCUUUGGCCAUCUUGCCGCAACACCAACAAGCUGUACCAGUUGACCAGUCGUCAGCCGCCGUUUUGCCCGGCUAUCAAUCGCCGCGGGUUAUACCUCAACACCCGCCUCAGCAAGUACCCGUUUAUGUCCAGCCUCAAGUUGGCCAUUCAGAGAGACGUUUACGGGACAUAUCGGCAGUUCCGGUGGAUGCUGGGCACCCACCUUCAGGUUUCAUUAAUGGUCAACAGUCCGGACCUCCUUCUAUUAUUGCACAAUUUCCCCACGAAUUACCAGCACCGCCCUCAGCACGGGUUCGCACCCCUGAAAUUGCUCGAAAUGGUAAUCUUGAUCCACUGAUGCCAUUACCAGCUCCGAUGGGCUUUCAAAACAGACAGCCACUCAUGCAAACAGAUAACGGCCAACCACUUAUGGCCCCAGUAGAUGGCGCGUAUUCAAGUGAGCAAAGACCUCCAAACGGAGUAUUGGCUUCUCAUCCAGGAGGUGGUGCUCCUGUAAUGCAGCCAGCAAACCAUUUAUCGUCUCCUUUCAUGGAGGACGCUGUGGAAAACGCGGGUGGUAGAAGUGAAGAAACGGUUGAGUCAAGACGUACUCAUGAAGGUUUGCCUUUGCUAACAACCGUGCCCCCUAUUACGCGGUUGUCUGAGGAUAAGCCUGAUGACUCGAAAGCCACCACAUUCAAAGUUCCUUUAUCCUCACAAGGCGAAGUGACCAAUAGUACAACCGGAACAAUUAAAGUGUCAUUCACGAAGCUCGACAAAGGCAAGUUGAAAUUCGGGAAAUCCCUUGCCGAAAGAGUAGCCCACGAUCGAUUUGUGGGUACAAUUGUCGGUAUCAUUCUCUCCCUCUUCAUCGUGAUUGGCCUAGGCGUUUUUGCACUUCAUCUAUAUAAGCCCUGA
Molecule: messenger RNA, 1947 nt
Organism: Dibothriocephalus latus
Lineage: Eukaryota; Metazoa; Platyhelminthes; Cestoda; Diphyllobothriidea; Diphyllobothriidae
Source: the annotation of a GenBank genome assembly